Molecule: messenger RNA, 1926 nt
Organism: Dioscorea cayenensis subsp. rotundata (Guinea yam)
Lineage: Eukaryota; Viridiplantae; Streptophyta; Magnoliopsida; Dioscoreales; Dioscoreaceae
Product: glutamyl-tRNA(Gln) amidotransferase subunit B, chloroplastic/mitochondrial
Exons: 8
Coding region: 44-1696 (550 amino acids)
Biological process (GO): mitochondrial translation; glutaminyl-tRNAGln biosynthesis via transamidation
Molecular function (GO): glutaminyl-tRNA synthase (glutamine-hydrolyzing) activity
Source: RefSeq, a predicted model, not a curated record
UAAGGCCGCCGUUUUGCUGCUUCGCUUUGCUCGAAGGUGAGCAAUGGCGUCUCUCCGCUUUCUAGGGUUUCGAGCAACCCCUUCGUCGUUCCUCCAUCAUCCAUCCCUUACCGCCAUUAGAGCUUCUCCUCUCCUCCUCUUCGCUUCCUCAUCCGACCGUAUUCUCACCGUCCAAUCCCCACCAGCAAUGCCCAAAGAGAAAUCCAUCUAUCCUUCCAACAAGAAGGUCGCCGACCCUGGUCUUCAUGGCUUUGAGGCCGUCAUUGGCAUCGAGACGCAUGUCCAGCUCUCCACCAUCACCAAGGCCUUCUGCUCUUGCCCUUACUCCUAUGGCGCUCAACCCAACACCACCAUUUGCCCUGUUUGCAUGGGUCUCCCUGGAACCCUCCCGGUUCUCAACUCAAAAGUCGUGGAAUUCGCCGUCAGGCUUGGUCUUGCUUUGAAUUGCAGCAUUUCCAUGAGUUCCAAGUUCGAUCGGAAACAGUACUUCUAUCCGGACCUUCCCAAAGGGUACCAGAUCUCGCAGUUCGAUGUUCCCAUUGCGAGUAGAGGCUUCGUUGAUGUUGAUCUUCCUGUGGAGUUUGGCGGUGGGCAUCGGAGGUUUGGGAUAACUAGGGUUCAUAUGGAAGAGGAUGCUGGAAAGCUCAUGCAUUCGGAUUCUGGGAGUUGCUCGCAAGUGGAUUUGAAUAGAGCUGGUGUGCCAUUGUUGGAGAUUGUCUCUGAGCCUGAUAUGAGGACUGGGAUUGAGGCUGCGGAGUAUGCGGCGGAGAUUCAGAGGAUGGUCAGGUAUUUGAGUGUUAGCAAUGGGAAUAUGCAGGAGGGUUCUCUUCGGUGCGACGUGAAUGUCUCUAUUCGGCCUGUUGGGCAGGUUGAGUUUGGCACAAAGGUAGAGAUUAAGAAUAUGAAUUCAUUUUCUGCAAUGAGCAGAGCUAUAGACUUUGAGAUCUCUAGGCAGGUGCUUCUCCAUAGUCAAGGUCAGAGUGAUCAAAUCGUACAAGAAACACGUCUUUGGGAAGAAGGAGCUCAGAAAACAGUUACAAUGCGAAAGAAGGAAGGGCUUGCUGAUUAUAGAUACUUUCCGGAACCUGACCUUCCUGAAGUGGUUCUCUCAGAAGAGUAUAUUGACCAGAUUCGCAAAUCUUUACCUGAACUUCCAGAAGCAAAGCGCAGACGCUAUGAGAAUAUGGGCCUCAGUAUGCAAGAUGUAUUAUUUCUCGCAAAUGAUAAUUAUGUAGCUGAUUUCUUUGAUGAUACCAUUAAAAAGGGGGCUGAUGCCAAGUUGGCUGCCAAUUGGAUUAUGGGUGAUAUUGCAGCUUAUCUGAAAAACGAGCGGCUGUCAAUAAAUGACAUCAAACUAUCACCCCAAGAGCUUGCCGAGCUGAUUGCUUCCAUAAAAAAUGGAACAAUUAGUGGGAAAAUUGGAAAGGAGAUUCUUGUGGAGCUAAUAACAAAAGGGGGAACCGUCAAGGCAGUGAUAGAAGAAAAGGAUUUAAUUCAGAUUGUUGAUCCAGCCGCAAUCGAAGCGCUGGUUGAUAAAGUUAUUACGGCAAACCCCAAGCAACUUCAGCAGUACCACGGAGGUAAAACAAAGUUACAAGGGUUCUUCGCCGGUCAGGUAAUGAAAGAAUCAAAGGGAAAAGCAAACCCAAUGCUUCUGAACAAAAUCCUUAUAGAAAAAUUGAAUGCCGAAAACUAAUGAACUCCAGAUCUCUUGAUGCAAACCUUUUCUAAUUUUAUUUGGUGAACCAAUCUCUUGUACUUUGUAUAAUUUAUAGAAAUAGAUUAACUAACUAUCCAUUUUUAUGCACAAAAUGUAAUCAAGACGCUAUUUUCCAUUGAUGGUUUAUUCUUCUUAUAAUGUAACAGAAAUAAACCUUUUGAAAUGAUAGUUACUAGUGCCACUAUGGUGAAUGGUGUUUAUAUUGA